Messenger RNA from Osmerus eperlanus (European smelt), 9686 nucleotides. It is a transcript of the gene kif1b, whose product is annotated as kinesin family member 1B. Gene Ontology annotation, biological process: microtubule-based movement. The transcript has 52 exons. Gene Ontology annotation, molecular function: microtubule binding; ATP binding; microtubule motor activity. The record is from RefSeq and is a predicted model, not a curated record. NCBI's taxonomy places the organism in Eukaryota, Metazoa, Chordata, Actinopteri, Osmeriformes, Osmeridae. The coding region runs from base 328 to 6048 and encodes 1906 amino acids.
AAAUCAAGGCAUUCUAUCCGUUCUUUUUCGCUUGUGUGCAGAUAUACGGCCGCCUUUCAUACGAACAGGAAAAUAACCUUAUCAAGGAGGCACCGAAUGCAGUGGAAACCUAUAUGGUGGCGACUGAAACACAGCUAGGAUGGGUAUUUUUUAUUUAAGUGGACUUUUUGAAAACAUUUCUGCCAGCAUUCUCUGAUACACUAGAUUAGGGAUCAUUUAAACGCCUAGUAUUUUUCGCUGCUUUUGUAUGGUGUUAUAGUCGUCGGUGGAUCUUCAGAAGAGGGAAAACUUCGAAACUGUAUUAGGGGAGAGUCCUAAACCGCCACCAUGUCGGGGGCUUCAGUGAAAGUGGCUGUCAGAGUUCGUCCCUUUAACUCAAGGGAAAUGGGAAAGGAUUCGAAAUGCAUCAUUCAGAUGCAAGGCAACUCCACCACCAUCCUCAACCCCAAAAACCCAAAGGAACCAGCAAAGAACUUCAGCUUCGACUACUCUUACUGGUCACACACUACGAUCGAAGACCCCUGCUUCGCCUCACAGACGCUUGUGUUCAAUGACAUCGGUAAGGAGAUGCUGCAGCACGCCUUCGAAGGCUACAAUGUCUGCAUCUUCGCCUACGGCCAGACCGGAGCUGGCAAGUCCUACACCAUGAUGGGCAAGCAGGAGGAUGGGCAGGAAGGAAUCAUUCCCCUGCUCUGUGAAGAUCUCUUUGAGAAGAUCAAUGACAGCAACAAAGGGGAUCUGUCCUACUCCGUGGAGGUCAGCUACAUGGAGAUCUACUGUGAGCGUGUGCGGGACUUACUCAACCCCAAGAACAAAGGGAACCUGCGGGUGCGAGAGCACCCCCUGCUGGGGCCCUACGUGGAAGACCUGUCCAAGCUGGCUGUGACCUCCUACACAGACAUCGCUGACCUCAUGGACGCUGGCAACAAGGCCAGGACGGUGGCAGCCACUAACAUGAAUGAGACCAGCAGCAGGUCCCACGCUGUGUUCACCAUCGUCUUCACUCAGAAGAAACACGACAACGAGACGGAAGUGUCAACAGAAAAGGUCAGCAAAAUCAGCCUGGUGGACUUGGCAGGCAGUGAGCGAGCUGACUCCACUGGGGCCACAGGGACCAGGUUAAAGGAGGGGGCGAACAUCAACAAGUCUCUGACCACGUUAGGGAAAGUCAUAUCUGCCCUGGCCGAGGUGAGCAAGAAGAAGAAGAAGUCUGACUUCAUCCCGUACCGAGACUCGGUUCUGACCUGGCUGCUGAGGGAGAACCUGGGUGGAAACUCCCGGACGGCGAUGGUGGCGGCGCUCAGUCCUGCCGACAUCAACUAUGACGAAACCCUCAGCACACUACGUUAUGCUGACCGGGCUAAGAACAUCAAGUGUAACGCCGUGAUCAAUGAAGACCCCAACAACAAGCUGGUGCGCGAUCUGAAGGACGAGGUGCAGCGACUGAAGGAACUGCUUCAAGCUCAGGGCCUGGGCGAUAUCCUGGACAUUGACUCUAUGGGAGAUGAUUGCCCAGGAAGUGGAAGCAAAUGUGACAAUAUUCAAGACUUUAGAUUGCAGCUACUAUUUCAAACUGAAGCUUUGAGCAACAAGUGGAAAGCCCCUAUUGGCUCCCUGACUGCCUCCCCAUCCUCUGGCUCGCUGUGCAGCCAGGUGGGCCUGCAGUCUGUCACCAGCAUCCAGGAGCGCAUCAUGUCCACGCCCGGAGGAGAAGAGGCCAUCGAGAGACUCAAGGAAUCAGAGAAGAUCAUUGCAGAGCUCAACGAGACCUGGGAGGAGAAGCUGAGGAAGACCGAGGCGAUCCGCAUGGAGAGAGAGGCCCUGCUGGCGGAGAUGGGCGUGGCCAUACGCGAAGACGGAGGCACUCUGGGAGUUUUCUCUCCUAAAAAGACUCCUCACCUGGUGAACCUGAACGAGGACCCCCUGAUGUCAGAAUGUCUGCUGUACUACAUCAAAGACGGAAUCACCAGGGUGGGCCAGGCGGACGCUGAGAGGCGGCAGGACAUCGUCCUGAGUGGAGCCCACAUCAAGGAGGAGCACUGCAUCUUCUGCAGCGAGAAGAACGCCAACGGUCAUGUCGUCGUCAUGUUGGUGCCCUGCGAGGGGUCGGAAACCUACGUUAACGGCAAGCGUGUCGGGGCUUCGGUUCAGCUGCGUUCAGGAAAUCGCAUCAUAAUGGGUAAGAACCACGUGUUCCGCUUCAACCACCCGGAGCAGGCGCGUGCGGAGCGGGAAAAGACCCCGUCGGCCGAGACCCCGGUGGAGCCAGUGGACUGGACCUUCGCCCAGCGAGAGCUUCUGGAGAAGCAGGGAAUCGACAUGAAGCAGGAGAUGGAGAAAAGACUGACUGAGAUGGAGAUCUUGUACAAGAAAGAGAAGGAGGAAGCAGACCAGCUUCUGGAGCAGCAAAGACUGGUCUAUGAGAGCAAGUUACAGGAACUCCAGAAACAGGUGGAGACGCGCUCACUGGCCGCGGAGACGCCCGACGAGGAAGAAGAGGAAGAGGAGGAGGAGGAAGAACCGAAACUUUUGGGAUUGCCCUGGACCCAGCAUGAGUUUGAAGUGGCCCAGUGGGCUUUCAGGAAGUGGAGGUACCAUCAGUUCACCUCCCUCAGAGACCAGCUGUGGGGCAACGCCGUCUACCUGAAGGAGGCCAACGCCAUCAGCGUAGAGCUCAAGAAGAAGGUCCAGUUCCAGUUCGUACUGCUGACGGACACCCUGUACUCCCCGCUGCCCCCUGACCUGCUGCCCCCCGAGCCGGAGAAGGAGCGUGACUCCAGACCCUUCCCCCGGACCGUGGUGGCGGUGGAGGUGCAGGACCUGAAGAACGGGGCCACGCACUACUGGUCCCUGGAGAAGCUCAAGCAGAGGCUGGACCAGAUGAGGGAGAUGUACGAUCGUGCCGGAGAACUGGCCUCGUCCGUUCAGGACGACAACGAGGGCGCGCUGACAGGAAAUGACCCGUUCUACGACCGCUUUCAUUGGUUCAAACUGGUGGGAAGCUCCCCCAUAUUCCACGGCUGCGUCAAUGAGCACCUGGUGGACCGCACGCCGUCUCCCACCUUCUCCACGGCCGACUCUGACAUCACCGAGCUGGCGGACGAGCGACAGAGCGACAUGUCGGACCUGAUGGACGACGAGGCCUUCGUGGACGACACCAGCUCCGACGCCGGCACUGAGGAGGGCUCAGACAUCUUCAGCGACGGCCAGGACCCCUUCUACGACCGCUCCCCCUGGUUCAUACUGGUGGGAAGGGCCUUUGUGUACCUGAGCAACCUGCUGUACCCCGUUCCCCUGGUCCACCGUGUUGCCAUAGUGACGGAGAAAGGCGAAGUGCGUGGUUUCCUGCGCGUGGGGGUGCAGGCCAUCGCUGCUGACGAGGAGGCGCCGGACUACGGCUCCGGGGUGAGGCAGUCUGGAACUGCCAAGAUCUCCUUCGACGACGAGUACUUCAGAAAGAAUGACUUCCCCUGCACGGUCAUGACCCGCUCUGGCAUCUCCCUGGAGGAGCUGCGGAUCGUGGAGGGUCAGGGACAGAGUUCAGAGAUCAUCGCCCCCUCGGAAGAGCUCCACAGGAUCAGUGACGUGGAUCUGAAGCUAGGGGACAUGGGCGAGUCCAAGCUGGGGACCGGAGAGGGCCUGGCGGCCCGGCUGGAGGUGGGCAGCAUCUUCACCUUCAGAGUCACCGUCCUGCAGGCCAGCGGGAUCCUGCCCGAGUACGCAGACAUCUUCUGCCAGUUCAAUUUCCUGCAUCGUCAUGACGAGGCCUUCUCCACUGAGCCCCUGAAGAACUCCGGAAAAGGAUCUCCUCUGGGAUUUUACCAUGUCCAGAAUAUAUCCGUGGAGGUGACGGAGUCCUUUAUAGACUACAUCAAGACCAAGCCCAUCGUGUUCGAGGUGUUUGGCCACUACCAGCAGCACCCCCUGCACCUGCACGGCCAGGACCUCAUCAGUCCUCCACAGCCAUCCAGGAAGUACUAUCCUAUCCCCAUGCCUCUGUCCAAGCCAGACCACGCCCGUAAGAUCGAGCUGCUCCGCUACCUGAUGACUGGCUACGUCCACGGCCAGGUGCUGGACACGCUGUCAGAGCACGCCAACGCCCUGGCCUCCACCGCCGUGGCCAGCCUGGAGGACGGAGCUGACCAGCUCUCCCACUUCCCCUUCCUCCCCGUGCCCUUCGGCCUUGCACUACCCAUGCCCAGGCACCACGUCCCAGCCACCAAGCUGAACACCAUCACCAAGUCCAACCUGGGUCAGUGUGUGAGCAAGUACGACCUGCUGGUGUGGUUUGAGAUCAGCGAACUGGAACCAACGGGAGAGUACAUCCCAGCUGUGGUGGACCACAGUGGAGGUCUACCCUGUCAUGGGACCUAUCUGCUGCACCAGGGUAUCCAGCGCAGGAUCACAGUGACUCUGAUUCAUGAGAAGGGCAGCGAGCUGCAUUGGAAGGAUGUACGAGAGCUGGUAGUAGGCCGCAUCAGGAACAACCCUGAGGUAGAUGACUCUGCAGCUGACGCUGUCCUCUCUCUCAACAUCAUCUCUGCUAAAAACAUCAAGUCGUCCAACAACGCCAACAGGCUUUGUCUUGAUAAGGAUAUUCCUAGGACCUUCUACCGUUUUGAGGCCGUGUGGGACAGCUCCCUGCACAACUCUCUCCUGCUCAACCGGGUGACUCCCUACGGAGAGAAGAUAUUCAUGACCCUUUCGGCAUACCUGGAGCUUGACCACUGCAUCCAGCCCGCCAUCAUUACCAAAGACAUCUGCAUGGUCUUCUACUCUCGAGACGCGAAGAUAUCGCCUCCCCGCUCACUAAGGAACUUCUUUGGUAGCGGCUACUCCAAGACCCCUGACUGUAACCGAGUGACGGGGAUCUACGAACUGAGCCUGUGUAAGAUGUCUGACACAGGAAGUCCAGGAAUGCAACGGCGGAGGAGGAAGAUCCUGGACACGUCGGUGGCGUACGUGAGGGGCGAGGAGAACCUGGCGGGCUGGAGGCCCCGGGGAGACAGCCUCAUCCUGGAGCACCAGUGGGAGCUGGAGAAGAUCGAGCAGAUGCAUGAGGUGGAGAAGACCCGUCACCUUCUACUGCUGAGAGAGAAGCUGGUGGAGAACGCCCCCGCAGGAACAGGAAGUGGUCCGGGGACAGGAAGUGGCCCGGGCAGCAAGUCCCUGAGCGAGUCUCUGUCUCCGAGCAUGAGCAGUGGGACCCUGAGCACCUCCACCUCCAUCUCCUCCCAGAUCUCCAGCACCACCUUUGAGAGCGCCAUCACCCCCAGCGAGAGCUCUGGCUACGACUCUGCCGACAUCGAGAGCCUGGUGGACCGGGAGAAGGAGCUGGCCACCAAGUGCCUGCGUCUCCUGACUCACACCUUCAACAGUGAGUACAACCAGGUGUGCAACAGUAUCAGCGACUGCAAGCUAUCAGACAUCUCUCCCCUGGGUCGUGACUCCUCGGUGACCAGCUUCAGCAGUGCCACCCUAACCCCCUCCUCCACCUGCCCCUCCCUGGCAGACUCCCGCUGCAGCUCCAUGGACCAGAAGACCCCUGAUGCUAACUCCCGCGCCUCCAGCCCCUCCUGCUCGGACUACGAGAACUUCCCCAUGGUGCCAACCCUGGAGACCUCCUACCUGGCCCGUGCCGGCAAGAACGAGUUCCUCAACCUGGUGCCCGACAUCGAGGAGAUGAGGACAGGGUCGGUGGUGUCUAAGAAGGGCUUCCUCAGCUUCAUGGAGCCCCGCUCCAACUCGUGGGUGAAGCACUUUGUGGUGGUGCGUCGCCCGUACGUGUUCAUCUACAAUAGCGACCGUGACCCUGUGGAGAGGGGCGUGCUGAACCUGUCCACCGCCCAGGUGGAGUACAGCGAGGACCAGCAGGCCAUGCUCAAGACCCCGAACACGUUUGCUGUGUGUACGAAGCACAGAGGAAUCCUGCUGCAGGCCAACAACGACAAGGACAUGAACGACUGGCUCUACGCCUUCAACCCCCUGCUGGCCGGCACUAUACGGUCAAAGUUGGCGAGGAGGCGUUCGGGCUUGAUGAAGAACUGAUGACUUCACCUGCGUCACCAGGGAAACCUCUGUCCUGUUCUUCUGACUAGCCUUCGAACAUACCAAGUGUUAAUACUUAUUAACCAUUGUGAUUCUUGAUGGUUUUCUCUUGUACGUAGAUCUGUGGCUUAAGUCUCCUGCUCCAGCAACUAAAAGUUUCAGUCCCUGAAAUCCUGCUUUCCCCCCCCUGCUACACCCCAGAUGUCCCCCCCUCUCUCUCCCUCUCUCUCCCUCUCUCUCUCCCCACAUCUCUAUCCCCUGGCCUUCCGUGUUUUCGUUCAGACUUCUGUUUGGUCCUCUGUUAUUGCUUCGUUGUCAUUCCCAGACCCUCCCUGAACUAGUAGCAUGUCGUAAUAGUCUACUUGUGUGUGCACGAUUCUUCUGAAACACAUUCUGACCCACUCGUCUUUAUAUUUUCCCCCACUUAUCGUCUGUGAUGAUUGUCUCUUAUAUAUCAGUGUUAUCGGUCUGACGGGAGGAGUUCGAUUUUUACUUGCCCGCAUGAAAACUGCAGCAGACUCGGGAGACUACCAAGUUUUUGCUAACUUACGAAAAUUAAAAUAAAAACCGCAACAAGUACACAAGGAAAGGAAAAGCCACCAAACCUCAUGAGAAAUAUCAAUUAACCUUCUCCUACAGAAAGCUAGGCUGGUUUAAAAACUAUUGCUGCUAGCAAUAUUACAGGUUUUUACGUCUUACGAGACUUUCCAGUGGGCCGACUUAUCCUUCCCUGAAACAGUCCAGCCUUCUUGGCCCUCUCGAUCCUAGUGUAAAAUACUAAACGGCAAAAACAAGAACAGACUGUCAAGAUCCCCUGCCUUUCAAAAAACACUUGGUUGCGACAUUUGAGAAACACAAUUAUUACAGUGUUUACUUCCCUGUAUAUGACCUCUGUAUAUACACCAAUCCAAAUUUUAACAUCCCCAUCGGUCGGUCUGAUAUCAGAAAUCUGUUUUGGCGGAACAAUGGGCAAAACGCUCUCCAGUUCAGGAGAUGCGCUUUCACAAUACAGUACUGAAAAGCAGAGCGGUUCUCACAAAAAACUUAUUUUAAAAGAAUCCCUCUGCCAGUUUAGCUGCUCUUUCUGAGCAGAAAAGACCAUGUCACCAGAAGAGAGGGAGGAGUAUGACAGACGGUAAUACUGUGAGGAGUAUGUCGUUUGUACAUAAUGUUCCAAGAUAAGUGUGUCAGGCGCUUCUCUCAUUAAGGAUUUAAGACAUUCCUGUCAGCUCUUCGUGCUUUUCUCACGCGGCCCGUUAGGGGUCGUAGCUGUCGUCUCAGCUACCUGCAGAGGACCUCGGCCUGGCCGAGCCUCAUGUCGGCCAUCACCUUCCACGAGUAAAUGAACUGAAGACAUAACAUACUGUACACAGAAGGAACCAAGGGAAGGAAGCAAGGGAAUGAAGUAGGGUAGUAGUCAACCUUGGUACAGAUGCUUGGUGAAGGCUACAGUGUGUUAGCUGUUGGCCUCUUAUUUCUGGUCUAUUCCCUCUUUUCAUGAAAAACCAUCAGGUACUAUCUAUCUACAAGUUCAAUACUGUAGUCAAGAGUGGACUUGUGCACGGCAGAAUUACCCUUGUUGUUUUUUUUUUUUUGCAUUCUUGAAUUUAAACCUCUAAACUCUUAACUGUUCUCAUAAGUUAUUCCUUUUUUUCAUAACUGUUGAUUAUUUUAUACUAUGCGGUCAUCGUACAGCGGAGCUUGAUGUUAAAUGGAACGAGGGCAUUUAUUUUGCGGUUUUAUCCAGCGAUGUUUAAGUUGAACAUUGAUUUGCACAGGUACAGACAUAACUAUAGCAAGGCUAGAGCAGACCAGGCUUCAUGAUUGAUUGGAUGUUAGCAUCUUCGGUUAGAAAUAUGAGAAUAUAGAAUUGAUAUGAAAGCACGUGUUUUCAAAGCGUAGACACUGGUUCUCAAUAUGUGUGGCGUUUUGAGAGUAUCUGCUAAGGUUUUCUUGAUAUGACUAGAAUGAAAGGGAUUAAAUAUGCUCUGAGGUUUUUUAAAUAUUAUUUGUGGAAAAUAUUUGCUCUGUACAUCAUUGGGUCAACUGUGGUCAUAUAGCCAGAGCCAAAAAGUAAAUACCUGGCAAAAGGUAGCUCUGUCUCUACGAUUGGUUGGUUUGGUAGUGAAGAAUGAAAUGUAAUUGGGCAUUAGGAAACUCUGGCCAACCAACCAGCAGAAUGCCCACAAUGCAUUAGAAGGACAAGUCUUUAGUGUGUGGAGACGCGCUACAUGGUGGUUAAACCCUUUGGGAGUUUAGAGGCUAAUUGUUCACUGCAUCUUAAACACAAAGAAAAGGGAAAUCUCUUUAAAGAGGUUUGUCAAAAGAUGCUGUUUACGUAUGGAGAUAUCUGGAUUUGCAACAUUCUCUCUGAGCAAACGUGAGCAGCUUAGAUAUGCCCUGUCCUCAGGUUAAUCAGCCUGUAGGCUCUCGGCCGUUGACUAACUAAACGUUUGCAGUUGGAUUGUUACCUUCCAGAGAAGUUGCAGUUUAAGAUGUCUAAUCAGAAUUCCCUGUAAACAGAUAACCAGUCAUCUGCAAGAUUACAGAGCCGCUUCUAUGCAGCGAUCAAAGUUCGAAGUUAACCUCGCUUUAAAUUCACAGCAUUGAACAAUGACAUGUAUUAACUGGUAUUAACGUAUUGGUAUGAUUAUCUGUCAGAGCAGAUAUUUUCCCCUUGACCACUAAUCUGUUAUUUUGGAUCGUUGUAUUUAUUCUUUGCAAUGUAUAUAUUAGUUUGCAGCUCUUUGCACAUAAUAAAAAAUGGUAUAACUAACUGAUCAAAUAAAGUCUGCUCAAUAUUUCAGUUUCUCACAAAAAGUAAAAUGAAACCAAAUGAAGGCGUGCAGCAUUUGUGAGCUGAGAAUAGUUUGAAUAGAAUGUUGAAUGUAGUAUCAGGAUUUUGCUGUGUUUUAAUUUUUACAUAAUUUUAAAGGAGAAAAAAAACAAAACUAAAAUCGAGUCUGUGACACUGCUGCUCGGUAAAUGGACUACUUUAGAGCUUCCUUCUAAUAGAGAGUGGUUUGAAUUUGGUUAGCUUUUAAUCUCAAAACGUAGGCUACCGUACCAAUAAUAGCUAUCCUUCAGACCUACAUUAUCAUUAACGAUUGUUACGGUUGAACUUUCUGAGUUACUUUUGUUUAAUUUCUAAUAUCAGGGAGUAUAUUUAAAAAGUAGGUAUAUACGCUAAGACAUCACAAAUUAGUUAUAUCAUUGUUUCUGCGGAUGUCUUCACCUCAAUGCUUUCCCACGCUGCCUUCUCAACAGAACUCGCCGUGACAUGUUACAUCUUCCCUUCUCAGAAGACUACAUUCGCUUUACUGACGUUCUCUGGUUUUGUUCGCUCAAACUAAAAAAAGUCAAACCAAGACAUUAACACUGUACAUUAUUUGUCAGAUUGGCUUCAUUUUCAUACUUAUUUUGUAAAUAUCUGUGUUGAAUGGGGCUUGAAUUAAAAUGUAAAUAUGUUUCCUGUAUUUGUAAUAAUUAUAAUCCAUUCGCUGUAUAGCUUAGAUGUGUCCUGCAGAUAUCCUAAUUCUGUGUAUGGUAAUCUUGCACCAUUGAACUGUUUAGUGAAUGAGGUAACAAUAAAGUAUGACCCGUGCAUUAGCAGAAUAAACAGUCGGCUUGGCUCGUCC